This is a messenger RNA of Rosa rugosa (rugosa rose), 1672 nucleotides long. Its product is annotated as acyltransferase Pun1-like. The record is from RefSeq and is a predicted model, not a curated record. NCBI's taxonomy places the organism in Eukaryota, Viridiplantae, Streptophyta, Magnoliopsida, Rosales, Rosaceae. The coding region runs from base 108 to 1424 and encodes 438 amino acids. The transcript has a single exon.
AAACUCAUUUCGAACCAUCCUUUCAUUUCAACAAAUUGAGCCGCCUCUGACUUUAAAUCAGCGACUCCAUCCACCACAGAACAGAAGCUCGAUCGUGCUCGGUGAUCAUGGCUACGGUGCAGCUCGAAGUAAUAUCCAGAGAGCUCAUCAAACCCUCCUCUCAAACUCCACAUCACCUAAGACUAAGAGACUACAACCUCUCCUACUUCGAUCAGCUCUCUCCUCGUAAGUACAUCCCGCUUGUUCUUUUCUAUAACCCUUGCAAUACCACUGCUAGCACUUUUGAGACAUCCAUUCUCCUCAAAAAAUCUUUAUCUGAAACCCUAGCCUUUUACUACCCAUUUGCCGGAAAGGUCAAAGAUCAAGAGUUCAUCGACUGCAACGACGAGGGAAUUUUGUUCUUGGAAGCAAAGGUCAAACUGAAGUUGUCUGAAAUUCUUGAGAAUCCGAAACAUGAAAUUUUGGACCUUUUAUUUGCAGACAAUUUGCAGUGGAAUGAUACGAAUUUGAGUACUUUACUUGCUGUACAAGUCAGCUACUUUGACUGUGGGGGAAUGGCAUUAAGUGUGUGCAUGUCACACAAAAUUGGCGAUGCAGCAACCAUGGUCAAUUUCGUCAAUGACUGGGCUGCCAAGGCUUCAAACUCAGGUAAACAAGUUUCCCCUUUGCUCUAUACACCCUCGAUUUUUCCAAGGGGUGACUUACCACUUAUGCCGCAGCCGGAAUAUUCCAUCAAGAAAGAAAAUUGUGCCUCCAGAAGGUUUGUAUUCGAUGCCCAAAAAAUUGCGGCCCUCAAAGCCAUUGUAGCUGACAAAGUGCAAAAGGCUACAAAGGUAGAGGUUGUGAGUGCUCUACUAUUUAAGUGUGCAAUUUCUGCCGCCAAUGCAAGUUCAUCAGGUACUACAAGACCAACCCUUUUUCUCCAAAAUGUUAACCUUCGUACCAGGAUGAUUCCUCCGCUACCAGAAAACUAUGUGGGUAACAUCAGUUGGGUAUUUCCGGUACCAAAAAGGGAGGACAUCAGUUUGCAUUGCUUGGUGGGUCAAAUGAAAGAGGCCUUGUCAGAUUUCUGCAACACAUAUGUUAAGAAUGUAAGGGGUACAGAAUUGGCCUUGAGCAUUAGCAAAACCAUGGAGAAGAUGCGGGCUAUGUUCAAAAGCAGUAAGCGAUGUGUGCAAUACAAUUGUAGUAGCUGGUGCAGGUUCCCAGUAUACGAAGCAGAUUUUGGGUGGGGAAAGCCUGUGUGGGUGAGUAUUGGGGCUUGUCUUGACAAGAAUGUUAUAAUUCUGAUGGAUAGUAAAAGUGGGGAUGGGAUCGAAGCUUUUGUCACUCUGGAAGAGCAAGACAUGGCUGCUUUUGAGUGUGAUGAGGAGUUACUAGCAUUUGCUGCUCUAAAUCCAACUCCAUUAACAAGCCAAGUUUGAUGUUGUAGUUGCAUGUGCUAUUAUAACUACUAGAUUAAAGUGUGCUAGAAAAGCAACAGAACAUAUGUAUGGUUCUGCUUGUAAUCAGACUCUUACGAAUGUCUCAACUCUCAACCUUGAGUUAUUUGGACUUUGGUUUAUAGUUUAAACUAUAGUCAUGGUUUGUUAAUGUCUUUUGUACUUUUGAUAAGAAGUUUGUUCUCAUAUCCCCUUUUAAUUAGAUGUUGAUAUCCUUGUGAUUUAAUAAA